Molecule: messenger RNA, 1647 nt
Organism: Boleophthalmus pectinirostris (great blue-spotted mudskipper)
Lineage: Eukaryota; Metazoa; Chordata; Actinopteri; Gobiiformes; Gobiidae
Product: solute carrier family 22 member 4-like
Exons: 10
Coding region: 1-1647 (548 amino acids)
Biological process (GO): transmembrane transport
Cellular component (GO): membrane
Molecular function (GO): transmembrane transporter activity
Source: RefSeq, a predicted model, not a curated record
AUGUCGGACUUUGACGAGGACACUGCCUUUUUGGGACAGACCGGACCCUAUUUCUGGACUACGUUCUUUCUUUUGAACACCGUCUUCAUCUCCACCGGCUUCAACGGACUGUACAUGGUGUUUAUAGGGUCCACUCCCAAACACCGCUGCCUGAUCCCUGAUGUGAACCUGACGGAGGAGUGGAGAAGUGCCAUUAUUCCUGCCAAAUUAGUAGACGGACAGAUUGUAGAGAGUCAGUGUAGCCGGUAUAGUUUAGGAAUCGUGAGAAACUUGUCGGAAAAUGGUUUAGUUCCUGGAAAAGAUGUAAAUCUGACCACUCUGAGCCAGGAGCCUUGCUUAGACGGAUGGACUUACAGCAAAGAAAUCUACCAGUCCAAUAUAGUGACAGAGUGGGACCUUGUUUGUGAUGACCAGUGGAAAGUCCCCUUCGCCUCCUCGUCUCUGUUUGUGGGAUACCUGCUCGGCUCCCUCAUCUCAGGACAGCUGUCAGACAGAUUUGGCAGAAAGAAGGUGGUCUUCGUGUCGCUGGCAGCUCAGUGUGUGUCUGUGCUGCUCCAGUCCUUCUCUCACUCCUGGAGGAUGUUCUGCCUCAUGUUCCUUUUCGUGGGAGCGUCACAGAUCUCACUCUACAUCUCAGCUUUUGUACUCGGCACCGAGCUGCUGAGUAAAACCAUGCGGGUCAUUUUCACCACUCUGGGGGCCUUCUUGUUUUACUGUAUCGGCUACAUGACCCUGCCCUGGAUCGCCUUCGCCAUCAGAGAGUGGAGACCUCUGCUGGCUGUGUUAGCUACUACAUCAAUCAUCUACUUCCCUUUGUGGUGGUUGAUCCCCGAGUCUCCGCGCUGGCUCCUCACUCAGGGACGAAGGGACGAAGCCGAGGACAUCGUGAGAGACGCAGCUCAAAAGAACAAGGUACAAGCGCCUGGAAUCAUCUUUAAAGAGGUAGAGGUGAGUAUUCUCUCUGAUGCAAAGAAAUACACCAUUGUGGACGUGCUGAGGUCCAGGAACAUCCGCUGCAUCACCCUCAUGUGCCUGGUGCUGUGGAUGGCCAUAAACAUCGGAUACUUUGGCUUGUCCCUAAACACAUCAAACCUGAGCGGUGACCCCUUCAUGAACUGCUUCCUGUCGGCCACGUCUGAACUUCCUGCAUACGUUGUUUCAACAUGGCUGCUGAAAAAGUGCCCACGGCGCCCCCUCCUGUCCGUGUUCCUGCUCAUCGGAGGCGGAGUCCUGCUGCUCAUCCAGGUCAUACCAGAGACGCUGCAGUCUGUGGCCCUGGCGCUGGAGAUGACGGGGAAGUUUGGCUUCACCAUGGCGUUUGGGAUCGUUUACAUUUACACAGCCGAGCUUUACCCCACAGUGAUCCGGAACGUGGGCAUGGGCCUGUGCUCCUCCGCCGCCAGAGUGGGCAGCAUCACCGCGCCAUACGUCAUCUACCUCGGAUCUUACAAUAAGGUCCUGCCCUACGUCGUGAUGGGCAGUCUGACCAUGACCUCCUGUGUGGUCAACUUCUUCCUCCCAGAGACUCUGAACAAAGAUCUGCCUGAAACCAUCGACCAAAUGCAGCAGUGUAAAGGUUUUUGCAGUCGACCAAAGAAAGGAAAGUGUGUCGAAAAUGGCACAAAUGGAAGUGUAUCUCUGCACUGA